This is a messenger RNA of Scaptodrosophila lebanonensis, 696 nucleotides long. RefSeq lists its product as uncharacterized. The transcript has 2 exons. Bases 1 to 696 code for a protein of 231 amino acids. The record is from RefSeq and is a predicted model, not a curated record. NCBI's taxonomy places the organism in Eukaryota, Metazoa, Arthropoda, Insecta, Diptera, Drosophilidae.
AUGUUACCACAUGUUAACGCUACAAGCCACAAUCGCAGCAAACGAGGACCCAUACCGUGGCUUAUAUUUCCCACUACUUCGCCUACUCGUGUACAAUUCAUCGGCGGUAUAGGUAUACCAGUGGAGCAUCUGCAAUUCGAGGCCAUUACAACAGGAUAUGUUCUGAAGGCUGAGUAUUGGCUACCUAUAUCGCCCGACGAUCUGCGCACACCUACUGCGCUGCCCGUGAAUCAGGUCAUUACGCCGGGUCCCGUGACGGGAGCACGUCGUCGACAAAGACCCAUGUUUGAGAAUUUUCUGGUUGGUGCAAAUGAGCUGGGAAAGAAUACCCGGCAGUUGCUCUCGCGUACCAAUAAGGUGCUGAGCAGCUAUCGGUGGACCGCGUACAAGGGCCUGGAAGGUUUAGCGAAUCGCUUGGGCCUGCAAGGGCGGAUUUGUGUGCUGAAAAGCAUUUGUGAGGCCGCAGAGGAGCCAUUCCACGUGGCCAAUGGACUAUUUGCAGAGCUCUUUCACAUAUUGCUGACUCCCUCCUCCUCGGUGGACAAGCUGUCGGAGCACGCAGAUAAUGAGUUCUACCACGCGGAGAAGAUGGGUCAAUCGGGAGCUGGCUGUGAGCGCGUUUUUAAGGAGUGCCGACGCAGUUUGUUGCAACACUUCAGUGAACUGUACGAUAAUUUGGAGCACAUUUUAUCUUAG